AUGUAUCGUUCGACGGUUGCAUCGAGGCUAAGUCCCGAGAAAAGAGCGUUGCGGAAACGAAUCUGGUGGUCCAUCUAUACUCGCGACCGACAUACUGCAGCAUGUCUCGGCAAGCCUUGCAGAAUCAGGGAUGAAGACUGCGACAUUGAACCUCUGACUGAAGAAGACUUUUACUUCGACGAUGAUCACAACGACCCCCUAAUAACUCGACAAGAAGAAUAUCAUACGGCUCUCGCAAUAGAGAUGACGAAAGCCGCCGAGAUCCGUGAGUUCAUCUCUACCGAUGCCCCUUUUGCUCGGAUUACUAAUUUUCGUCCAGUCGGAGACAUCGUAAUCGCAGAAUACAGUCCUCGACGACCUGACUUGGGACAAUACAAACCAGAGCGUCUGAAACAAAGACUUGAACAGUGGGAAGCGCAGUUGCCCAAAUGCAUGCAGAGGGCGCCGCUAGAUGAGACACUGGGUCCAGCUUUCUGGGCAACCCAGUUACACAUGGCGUACCAAAACUACUAUAUCCUCUUGUUCCGGCCCAAGGCAAUUGAAGACCUCACACCGUCUGAAGCCGAAGGAGACAUUUGGGCCCGGCGAGCAGCUGAUUCCAUUACUCGCAUGACCGAAGAUCUCCUGGCCGUCGGAGCAAUGAGUAAAAGUCAAAUGCACAUGCAAGUCGAACCUCGCCUCCAAUUCUCCUCAGAGACUAACAUAUUCCCAGUGUCCCUGCUGUCUUUGGCGCCCUCUCCAUCCACACCCUCGUCAUCUGCCGCAAGGAUCCCAUCCGACGCCAACUCGCCGGCAACAAAUCACGGCAAUGUAUCCUCGCCCUAA
Messenger RNA from Fusarium musae, 825 nucleotides. RefSeq lists its product as uncharacterized. Lineage: Eukaryota; Fungi; Ascomycota; Sordariomycetes; Hypocreales; Nectriaceae. Gene Ontology annotation, biological process: DNA-templated transcription. The coding region runs from base 1 to 825 and encodes 274 amino acids. The transcript has 4 exons. The record is from RefSeq and is a predicted model, not a curated record. Gene Ontology annotation, molecular function: DNA binding; zinc ion binding.